Messenger RNA from Branchiostoma floridae (Florida lancelet), 483 nucleotides. RefSeq names its product WW domain-binding protein 4-like. Gene Ontology annotation, cellular component: precatalytic spliceosome; nucleus. The record is from RefSeq and is a predicted model, not a curated record. The transcript is spliced from 5 exons. Gene Ontology annotation, molecular function: RNA binding; zinc ion binding. Gene Ontology annotation, biological process: mRNA splicing, via spliceosome. Bases 132 to 461 code for a protein of 109 amino acids. Lineage: Eukaryota; Metazoa; Chordata; Leptocardii; Amphioxiformes; Branchiostomatidae.
GCUAUACAUGAUUCGCCAUUUUAGGGACAUUUUUACCAGGCACAAUUGAUUUACUUUCUAAGUCACCCCGAUAUGUUUCAGAAAAAUUAGUUACCUGACAGAUACAUGCUGUGUAGGUUUUUGUAAAGAAAAUGGCUGAUUAUUGGAAGUCGCAACCGAGACACUUCUGUGAGUUUUGCAAGUGUUGGAUAGCUGACAACAAACCUAGCAGAGACUUCCAUGAGAAAGGAAAGAGACAUAAAGAAAAUGUGGAGCGCAGGAUUAAGGAGGUACGAGAGAAGAGUGAGGAGCACUGGAAAGUCCAGCAGGAGAACAAGGACUUCCUUCAGCAGAUGGAGGCAGCUGCUCUAAAGGCUGCUGCCAAGGACAUCGCCAGUGACCCUUCCCUGGCCAGUCAGUAUGGCAUCAAGGCUCCUAUCCACCGGCCUCCCAGCGUUAACAUAGAUACAGGUACGCUGUAGGUAACGUUACAUCUCAACAAAC